CAACGCGCAGUGCGAGAUCAUCGAUCAAAUCGAAGCCAACCGAAGCCCAGUCAACAUGAAAUUCUUGCUUCUGAGUGUGUUCCUCUGCCUGGCUGUGUGCUUCAUGGUCACCAGUGCUGCUCCCCGAGAGGAGGCCGUUCCCGAGGGCCUUGAAGGUCCUGGCAGCGAGUCCGUCAACCCGUCCGACGAUCAGUCUUUCCUGCUCAAGCUCAAGUUGCUGAAGAAGCUCCUGUUCUUGGGCUAAAUGCACACCCACAUCGCCCAUUAAUGGAUUUUUAGUUUAACUAUGUGUUUAGGUCUUUAAGAAGAAGAGGAAG
Drosophila serrata is the source of this 317-nucleotide messenger RNA. RefSeq lists its product as uncharacterized. NCBI's taxonomy places the organism in Eukaryota, Metazoa, Arthropoda, Insecta, Diptera, Drosophilidae. The record is from RefSeq and is a predicted model, not a curated record.